CGGACAUUGCUUGUCUCGAGGAUCGAGGGGUUAUAUAUCACAUCGCGUUUGGUCAACAUAUGGUGUAAUUUACGAUUCACUACCACACAGCUAAGAAAAUGGCGCCCACACCUUCGGAUACUAGUCCGCUAUUGCUGGUCAACGGCAAGAUAUUCCAAUCUCCAAACACCAAGGACACCCAACCGUCGUUCCACUCAUGCAUGCUUGUGCGGGACGGGCUAAUCCGCCAUGUCGGUAGCGAGAGCGAUGCAGAGAUUGUCCAGGCAAGGGAUGGCGCGGUCCAGACGCGAGACCUUGGCGGCAAGACGGUGCUGCCCGGCUUCAUCGACGGCCACCUGCACAUCCUGACCAUGGGCCAGACCCUCCAAAAGGCGCACCUGGACAAGUGCAAGUCGCUGGCCGACAUACGCGCCGCCAUCAAGGCCCACGCCGAGGCGCACCCGUCGGACCCCCGCGUCAUGGCCAGCGGCUGGAUGAGCUUCAUGACCCCCGACGGCGUCCACCACUCCAUGCUGGACGACCUCGACCCGCGCCCCAUCUACGUAGACUCCAAGGACCUGCACUCGGGCUGGCUCAACGCCGCCGCCAUCGCCGAGAUGGGCCUCGAGGCCAUGCAAGACCCGGAGGGGGGAACCAUCUUCCGCGACGCCGACGGCAAAGCCACGGGCGAGAUGGCCGAGGCCGCCGUCUUCUCGCUACUGUGGCCGCACCUAGCCACCAUCGCGUCGCUCGACGAGCGCGUGGCCGCCGUCCGGGGCGCCGUCGACGCCUACCACGCCGCCGGCUACACGGGCAUGAUCGACAUGGCCAUGGACGACACCAUCUGGGACGCGGUCCUGGAGCUGCGCCGCCGGGGGCCCGUCCCCAUGCGCAUCAGCGCCUACUGGCUCAUCAAGCCCGCCAAGACCGAGGCCGAGCACCUGGCCCAGGUCGCGCGCGCGGCGGAGCUCAACAGGCUCUACAACUCGACGACCUCGCCCGACUGCCGCGUCGUCGGCAUCAAGGUCGUCUGCGACGGCAUCGUCGACGCCUGCACCGCCUCCCUGACCGAGCCCUACGCCCACAACGCCCUCGCCGUCGACCCGCUCUGGUCGCCCGCGCAGCUCGCCCCCGUCGUCGCCGCCGCCGACGCCGCCGGCCUGCAGGUCGCGCUGCACGCCAUCGGCGACCGCACCGUCGCCACCGUCCUCGACGCCAUCGAGGCGCACUGUUCCGCGGCGCGCCGCCCGCGCGUCGAGCACCUCGAGCUGACCACCCCCGAGGACGCCGCCCGCCUCGGCCGCCUCGGCGUCACCGCGUCCGUCCAGCCCGUGCACGCCGACCCGGCCACCUUUGGCGGCUGGCCGCGCCUGCUGGGCUCGGCGCGGUGCGCGCGCGCCUUUGCGUACAGCGAGUUCGCCGAGGGGGGCGCGACCCUCGCCCUAGGCACCGACGCGCCCACGGCGCCCAACCACCCACUGCAGAACCUGUACGUCGCCACGACGCGCCGGUCGGCGCGCGAGCCGGGCGCGCACGACGCCGUGAAUGCGAAUUUUGCGCUGGACCUGUGCCAAGCGGCGGCGGCGGCCACGCGCGGCGCCGCGUACUCGUGCUUCCUGGACGGCGUCGCGGGGAGCCUGGAGGCGGGCAAGAAGGCCGACUUUGUGGUCGUGGACAUGCGCUGGGAGCCCGAGGAGCUGCUUGGCGCGCGCAUCUUGGAGACGUGGUUUGAGGGCGCGAGGGUGUACGAGGCUCCGGCGUGAGGUGGUGUUCGUUCUCUGUCUCGAGCGGGUGGGUUUCUUUGGUCGGCUUUGUUUGGAGAAUGGGCGCCGCAGACUCGGGCAGCGGCAUUGCUCGUGCUGAUCAAAGCCAUCUCCGGGAAAGGAUCACAAGGCCCAUUGAGCUGGAUAAUGGCGAUUCUGCCAUUAUUCGAAGCGUCACAGGACAAUGCCUGACCCUGACAAUGCCUGGCCCUGAACGACCCUCGACAAAGACCAUCAACCGAUACAAUGGUCAUCUACCCAGAACUGCCGUGUAUAUAAACCGUUGAGCAUAACCCUGUAAUUCCAUCUUGUCUUCCCUCACAG
Gaeumannomyces tritici R3-111a-1 is the source of this 2066-nucleotide messenger RNA. Its product is annotated as amidohydrolase. The transcript has a single exon. Lineage: Eukaryota; Fungi; Ascomycota; Sordariomycetes; Magnaporthales; Magnaporthaceae. The record is from RefSeq and is a predicted model, not a curated record. Gene Ontology annotation, molecular function: hydrolase activity, acting on carbon-nitrogen (but not peptide) bonds. The coding region runs from base 99 to 1742 and encodes 547 amino acids.